Messenger RNA from Gracilinanus agilis (Agile Gracile Mouse Opossum), 1598 nucleotides. It is a transcript of the gene CMKLR1, whose product is annotated as chemerin chemokine-like receptor 1. Gene Ontology annotation, biological process: phospholipase C-activating G protein-coupled receptor signaling pathway; positive regulation of cytosolic calcium ion concentration; regulation of calcium-mediated signaling. Bases 191 to 1342 code for a protein of 383 amino acids. The transcript has a single exon. The record is from RefSeq and is a predicted model, not a curated record. Gene Ontology annotation, molecular function: complement receptor activity; G protein-coupled receptor activity. Gene Ontology annotation, cellular component: plasma membrane. NCBI's taxonomy places the organism in Eukaryota, Metazoa, Chordata, Mammalia, Didelphimorphia, Didelphidae.
AUGAAUGAAAAUAUAUUAUAAAAACAUUAAAAAUAAAAGAAAUGCUUGCCAGGUAGGGAAAAGGAGAAUCAUUAAAGAGAGUAGAGGAGAGGGCACAUGCUCAGUUGGUCUAGUGAUGGAAUUCCAGCUGGGUGCAGAUUAGAGUAGGAAAGGAGGUGUACGAUAGGCGCUUGAGGAAUGUUUUCUGACAAUGAACGGAGGACUGAAUGAUGUCUUUUAUUCGCAGAGGAUGGCCAGUGACGAUUACAACUUGACCGACAGCUACUAUGACUACGAAGGUGAUGGGUUUGUCGUAGCCCCUGAAGAGUCGACCCCCAACGAUGCUGGGGUGGCCCGAAUCUGCUUGGUGGUGAUCUACAGCUUAGUCUGCUUCCUGGGACUCUUGGGGAACGGCCUGGUCAUUGUCAUCACUGCCUUAAAGAUGAAAAGAACCGUCAACACCGUCUGGUUCCUCAACCUAGCGGUGGCCGACUUCUUGUUCAACGUCUUCCUCCCGAUUCACAUCGUCAACACUGCCAUGGACUACCACUGGGUUUUCGGGAAGGCCAUGUGCAAGAUCAGCCACUUCGUGGUGGUCUACAACAUGUACACCAGCGUCUUCCUGCUCACCACCAUCAGCUUGGACCGCUGCGUCUCCGUCGUCUUCCCCGUGUGGUCCCAGAACCAUCGCAGCAUCCGGCUGGCCUCCCUGGCGUGUGCGGCCAUCUGGACGUCGGCCUUCUUCUUGGGUUCCCCCUCCCUGAUCUUCCGGGACACGACGAUGCAACAGGGCAAAACCGUCUGUUUCAACAACUUCAGCCUGCUGGCCACCGUCUCCCAUGCCCGCCACUCGCAUCCGGCGCAGGACUCGGUCUCGCACACGAGGCACGUCCUGGUGACCGUCACCCGGUUCCUCUGCGGCUUUUUCCUCCCCGUGUUCGUCAUCACCGUGUGCUACCUCAUCAUCGUCUGCAAGCUGAAGCGGAACCGGCUGGCCAAAUCCAAGAAGCCCUUCAAGAUCAUCGUGACCAUCAUCGUCACCUUUUUCCUCUGCUGGUGUCCUUACCAUACCCUGUACCUGCUGGAGCUCCACCACACCUCUGUGCCCAGCUCUGUGUUCAGUCUGGGGCUGCCCUUGGCCACAGCGCUGGCCAUCUCCAACAGCUGCAUGAACCCCAUUUUGUACGUCUUCAUGGGCCAGGAUUUCAAGAAGUUCAAGGUGACCAUCUUCUCCCGGCUGGUCAAUGCCUUGAGCGAGGACACGACGGCUCACUCUUCCUACAUGAGUCACAGGAGUAUCACGAAGAUGUCCUCCGUGAACGAACGGUCUUCCAUGAACGAGAGGGAGACUGGCAUGCUCUGAGGCUCUCCUCGGGACCUCCCCCCACCCCACAUCCACAGAGACUUGCACCUCCUUUUGGCUUUGGCUCAACCUGGAAACUUCCAAAAGACCUGAAGCCAGGACAAGAAUAUAUUUGACGACCGUAUUUCCACCAAGGUCGGGGAGUCACCUUUAACGGGUGGCUUAUUAAAAUUGGUGAGAGGGGUUCAAAUCCAGCCUCAGACACUUCCCAGCUGUGUGACCCUGGGCAAGUCACUUGACCCCCAUUGUCCACCCU